AUGUACUGUGGUGUAAGAGUAAAAACUUUUAUUACUCCGCGGAAAAAAUUGUUUUUAAAGCUAAAGUGUGAUUAUCAUGGGAAAAAUAUUGUUUACGGCUGCAAACAAAAAAAAAUAAAACAUUUCGAAAUUUCGGAAAAUUCAUUAGCCGCUCGGAUUAAAUUUAGUAACUUUUAUAGAUUAGUUAAUGCAUAUAAAAAAUAUGGACACCAGCAGGCUAACAUUAAUCCGAUAGCGUUGACAAGGCCGUUGAGUUCAACGGAAUUAGAUCCCAAGAGAUACGGCCUUGACUUAAAUGAUACUGUGGGUUUCACCGGAAUAUUAAACACUAACAAAGUUGAGGGAACUGUUGGAGAAGCUGUUGAAUUUCUUAAUAAUAUUUAUUGUAAUUUCAUUGGUGCUGAGUUCAAUUACCUCGAGAAACCGCUGAAAAAAAAAUACCAGGAAAAAAACAUCGAGAUAUGAUCAUGAUUGUAUAAAAUUUUUUUAAUAUUUUUUCAUUUACGAAUGCAGACUCAAGAAGAGCGAGAAUGGUUCGCCGAACAGAUGGAAAGCUCUGAGAACUCAACGCUAGAUGAUAAGACUCGUAGAAAAAUUCUUGAAGAAAUGCUAAAGAGCCAAGCAUUCGAUAAUUUUUUGGGCACCAAAUUCGUGACUUUCAAGCGAUUCAGUGGAGAAGGCUCUGAAUCUAUGAUGGCAUUCUUCCACGAAUUCUUCAGACUGACCGCUCAAAAUAACUUGGAGAAUAUAAUACUAGGAAUGCCUCAUCGCGGAAGAUUCAAUGUAUUGACAGGGAUGCUGAAGUUUCCUCCAGAACAGCUUUUUCGCAAGAUAAGAGGUCUCUCAGAGUUUCCGGAAGAUGCCGUAGCGAGCGGUGAUGUUGCAAGCCAUUUUGUGUCCUCUGUAGAUUUGGAAAUCGACGCUAAGAAGUUUCACAUCACGAUGUUGUACAAUCCUUCGCAUUUGGAGAUAGUCAACCCGGUCUCUAUGGGCAAAACUCGCGCAGUAAUGCAAGAGACUAAAGAAGGAGGAUAUUCCAGUAAUCCAAAUUCACAGUGGAGUGAUAAGACUCUUAAUCUUCAGGUUCACGGAGACGCAGCAUACGCUGGUCAAGGAGUCAAUCAAGAAAGCUUAGCCAUGACGUCAGUUCCUAAUUUCGAAAUUGGUGGGACUGUCCACAUGGUGGUGAACAAUCAAAUCGGGUUCACUACCCCUGUAUAUUGGGGCAGAUCCACUCGCUACUGCACAGAUCUGGCGAAAAUGAUCUCUGCACCAGUGUUACAUGUCAACGGUGAUCACCCUGAAGACGUUGUCCGUGCGACGCGAAUUGCUUUUAACUAUCAACGUAAGUUCCGCAAAGAUGUCUUCGUUGACAUCAACUGCUUCAGACGGUGGGGUCACAACGAGUUAGACGAGCCUAUGUUCACCAACCCAUUGACCUACAAACUGAUCAGAAGCCGAAGAAUGGUUCCAGAGCAGUACAGAGAGACACUAGAGACACUUGGUGUUGUGGAAAAUGCAGAAUGCGACAAUAUCAUUGAGAAGCACACUUCUUGGCUGAACGACGCGUUCAAGCAGACUGAUAGCUUCGUGCCUCCAGUAACUUACUUCACUCACAGAUGGGCUGGAUUCGAACAAGCCAAGUCGACGCUAACUACCUGGGACACUGGAGUUAAUUCGGAUCUUCUGAAGUUUAUCAUUCGCAAAAGUGUCACUGUAGACGAUGAUGUGGAUGUAAAUGCAGGCCUGCAAAAGAGUCACAUACAAGCGAGGCUAUCAAAGCUAGAUCACAAUGAGCCAUUAGACUGGUCGACAGCUGAGGCCGCAGCAUUCGGAAGUUUGUUGUACCAAGGCUACAAUGUUAGAAUUAGCGGUCAGGAUGUGGGCCGCGGUACCUUUUCGCACCGUCAUGCUAUGAUUCUUGAUCAAACAACAGGAGAAAUCCACAUUCCACUGAAUCAUAUGGCCGAAGGUCAAACUGGCCAGAUAGAAUUGGCAAACAGCAUCCUGUCAGAAGAAGCAGUCUUGGGCUACGAGUAUGGCUUGAGCAUAACGUCACCUUCAACAUUAGCCGUAUGGGAAGCUCAAUUCGGUGAUUUCUUCAACGGCGCCCAAAUAGUGAUAGAUACCUACAUUAGCAGUGGUGAGACCAAGUGGAUGACCAGCAGUGGGUUGACGAUGCUUCUGCCACACGGGUACGACGGAGCGGGUCCAGAGCACAGUUCUUGCCGCAUAGAAAGGUUCUUGCAGUUGACAGACAGCAAGGAACACCUUCCUGAUGGCGACAAUGUUAAUAUGCAGGUUGUUAAUCCAACCACACCGGCUCAGUACUACCACCUUCUUCGCAGACAGAUGAUCAGAAAUUUCAGAAAGCCGCUGGUUGUCGUUGCGCCCAAGGGCUUACUGCGACUCAGAUCAGCUACCUCCAAGUUGGAAGAAAUGGGACCUGGGACCCAGUUUAAGAAUGUCAUUGCUGAUGAUUUGGUCGAUGCGUCCAAGGUAGAAAGGGUCAUACUAGUCAGUGGUAAGCAUUACUAUGCCUUGGAGAAGCAAAGAGAAGCAAUAGAUCUGCAGAAUGCAGCUAUCAUUAGAUUGGAAAGUCUUUGUCCUUUUCCAAUUGUUGAGAUCAAUGAAGAACUCAAGAAAUAUCGAAAUGCUAAGUACUUCAUUUGGAGCCAAGAAGAACCGCAAAAUAUGGGAGCUUGGAGCUUUGUCAAGCCAAGAUUUGAAAAUUUAUGUGGAAUAAAGCCUAAAUACUGCGGUCGCGAAGCUUUGGCAACGCCGGCAGUCGGAGUUGGCCAAAUACACCAGCGCGAAGCUACCGAAGUUAUUGUUAAGCCUUUUAUGAUAAGAUAA
Messenger RNA from Cotesia congregata, 2856 nucleotides. NCBI's taxonomy places the organism in Eukaryota, Metazoa, Arthropoda, Insecta, Hymenoptera, Braconidae. The record is from the annotation of a GenBank genome assembly.